Armigeres subalbatus is the source of this 1250-nucleotide messenger RNA. RefSeq names its product glutathione S-transferase theta-1 (gene GstT4). The coding region runs from base 361 to 1044 and encodes 227 amino acids. The transcript has 2 exons. NCBI's taxonomy places the organism in Eukaryota, Metazoa, Arthropoda, Insecta, Diptera, Culicidae. Gene Ontology annotation, cellular component: cytoplasm. The record is from RefSeq and is a predicted model, not a curated record.
AAGCAUCAGGCCACAUCAACGACCGACCGACGAUGCGAGCAAUCGAAGCCGGAGAAUUCAGUUCAGUUUGGAGUUGCAUUUCCAACGGACGGACACACAAUAAGUGAGCCGAGCGGCGCUAAAUAAGUCUCAGCGACUAUUCUGUCGAAAUCAUAUUUGCCCAUUCGAUUUGAAUCGAAACCAGUCAGCGGAGUGUGGUGUGUUGUGAUCUACGUGACUUUCGGCAUAGCCACACAACACCGUAUCGUAGGAACAAAAAAAAAGACACGAAACUCACCGACCGUGCGUUCUAAUCGUGCCGAAUAAUAGUGACUUUGCGUGAAUUCGAAUUUGCGACCGAUUUCUGAUUAACCAGUGAAGAUGCCCCGACCGGUCAAGUUCUUCUACGAUCUUCUAUCGACGCACUCCCGUGCCCUCUACAUGUUCUUCGAGGCCACCAAAAUCCCGUACGAUCCGAUUCCGGUUUGUGCAACCAAAGGUGAGCACCUAACCGACGAGUACCGUCAGAGCGUCAACCGGUUCCACCAGGUACCGUGCAUCAUCGACGAUGGCUUCAAGCUGUCCAACGGCGUCACCAUACUCAAGUAUCUAAUCCGCGAGAAACUGAUCCCGGAACACUGGUACCCGCGCGACAGCCAGCUGCGCGCCCGAAUCGAUGAAUAUCUCGAGUGGCAGCACGACAACAGCUCGAAGGUGAACAAUGCGUUCGUGCAGGAAAAGUGGAGCCUGCGCAACACCGAUGACGAGCGUUCGAGCGAGCAGAAAGUCGAGGAGUACCGGCGCCAGAUGGAUCAGAACCUGAACCAGCUGGAACGGGAGUGGCUGGUGCCCGGGCGGUUCAUCGUUGGCGAUCGGAUUACGAUCGCGGACAUUCUGGCCGCUUGCGAGAUCGAGCAGCCCAAGAUUGUCGGCAUGGAUCCGUUCCAGGGACGUCCGAAGCUGGCGGCCUGGCUCGAAAAGGUGCGCUACACCAUGACGCCCUACUACCAGGAAGCCCAUCAAGACUUUUACAAGUUUGCUGAGAAGGGAGCAGUAAAAAACUAAGUGUAAAGAUUUACAGACUUGUUGAGUUGAGUGGAAUGACGGUUGUCGGCGACCAAGGUCGCCGUUUUGUAAUAUGUUAGACUUCUAGAUGUAUUAUAUACAUUUAUAUCAUAGCUUUGUAUAUUUAGUAGGUAUCACCGGUUAAGUUUUCUAUUCUAUAAGUGCCUUAAGAUUAUGUCAAUAAAGUGGAAAUGAUAGUCACUUGA